Molecule: messenger RNA, 3053 nt
Organism: Astyanax mexicanus (Mexican tetra)
Lineage: Eukaryota; Metazoa; Chordata; Actinopteri; Characiformes; Acestrorhamphidae
Product: gastrula zinc finger protein XlCGF7.1-like
Exons: 2
Coding region: 417-1118 (233 amino acids)
Biological process (GO): regulation of transcription by RNA polymerase II; central nervous system development
Cellular component (GO): nucleus
Molecular function (GO): RNA polymerase II cis-regulatory region sequence-specific DNA binding; DNA-binding transcription factor activity, RNA polymerase II-specific
Source: RefSeq, a predicted model, not a curated record
AGGUGGUGUACUGGGCAUAAAUAUUAGUAUCUAUUAAAAGCUUAAGUUUACUCGUAAUUUUCAGUUUAUUAAAAGAAGAUCUGUUUUAUUUCAAAGUGAAUGUGGGAGCACCAGGAAUCAGCUGGGGGUGUGUAGCUGCUGAGUGGUGGGUAAAGUUUGUUUUACUUAAUUACUCCAUGUGACAUAGGUAGCUAAUUGUGUGUUCAUGCUUUUAUAUAGUGUUUGCCUUGAUGCUGAAGGUGCUGUGAAGGAGAUUGAGUUCUGGCCUUCACAUUUACUACUAAUUGAAAUUAAAAUAUUAUAGGAUUUCUCCUGAAAUCUAUGAAAGAGGUGAAGCACAAGCCAUCCUGAAGAAUCUCCAGAACACGCAGAAAUUGUUUGAUACAUUUAACAGACAGAGGAAACCAAGUCCCAACAUGGAGAAACAUCAGCACUCUGUCAAGAGUUUCACUAAACAGAGUGAUCUCAAACUGCAUCAGCGCAUUCACACAGGAGAGAAACCGUAUCACUGCUCAGACUGUGGGAAGAGUUUUACUGAAAAGAGUAAUCUCAGAAGACACCAGCGCAUGCACACAGGAGAGAAACCCUAUCACUGCUCAGACUGUGGGAAGAGUUUUACUCAAAAGUUUGAGCUCAAAAAUCACCAGCGCAUUCACACAGGAGAGAAACUGUAUCACUGCUCAGACUGUGGGAAGAGUUUUAAUCUACAGAGUAAUCUCAAAAUACACCAGCGCAUUCACACAGGAGAGAAACCGUAUCACUGCUCAGACUGUGGGAAGAGUUUUAAUCAACAGAGUCAUCUCAAAAAUCACCAGCGCAUUCACACAGGAGAGAAACCGUAUCACUGCUCAGACUGUGGGAAGAAUUUUACUGAACAGUGUACUCUCAAAAUACACCAGCGCAUUCACACAGGAGAGAAACCGUAUCACUGCUCAGACUGUGGGAAGAGUUUUUCUACACAGAGUAAUCUCAAAAAACACCAGCGCAUUCACACAGGAGAGAAACCGUAUUACUGCUCAGACUGUGGGAAGAGUUUUACUCAACAGAAUCAUCUCCAAAAACACAAGUGCAUUCACACAGGAGAGAAAACUAUCCAAAAUUUGUUCCACGGCAAUUAAAAGUGCAAAUCCUAAAUCUUUCAGACAGAACACCUUAUCCUACACUAAUGUAUUACUCUAUCACUUGGGACUCGUUUCACCAGAAACAAACAUGAACUGAAUUUAACAAUCGAUUUUACAGGUUCAGCAAAAUUAUUCUUAUCCAGGGAUGAUGUUUAUUGAAUUUCCUGUUAUGUUUUCUUGAAUGUUCGAUAUUCCAGAACAUUCUUCGUGAGACAGAGCUCAGUUUUUAGGGUAGUUACAGUAAGAGUUCAGUUCUGAAGAAGGGAAUGUCAUUCAAGUUUGAACUACGGCAUUGCCAGAGCUUGCUCCAGACAUUAGAUUAGCAUUAGAUUAACAUAGUCUUUAACAUUUAGAUGUCAUAGUUGUUGGGAGUAGAGUAGGAUUCUUGCAACUAAAUGAUUUUGUUGCUGGAACACCCACUACACCCACUUUACCUAUUUUUGGUGGCCUAAUGUAAUUUAAUAACUUCCCCCACCUGAACACACACAUACCGCAAACCCCAUCCAGGAUGCACUGGAAUUAGAAUAAAAGCCUUUGUAAAUGACAUAUUUUACUUUUUCAUCUCUCCAGUCCUCUCAAGAGACCUAAAUGCUAGUUGGGUAAACCUUGUAAAUAUUUUGACAUUCCUCCAGCAAACAGUAAUUCAGACAACCGUCAAACUUUGGACUUCUACGACCUUAAAUAGUCACCAUCUGUGAUUGUCUCCCAAAUGAGGUGGACCAACAGUGCCAUCACCAGGACGAAGACCGACUGCCAUUAUAAUACUAUAUAAUUCAACUUUCUAAAAUCCACAGAAACGCAAUCCGCAAAGAGUUACUGCAAUUUAAGAGUUUAUGCUUGGUUAUUCCUGCAAAGCAUUGAGAAAAUAAGACUCAUUUAGUUAAAAGAAAUGUUCAAAGCUUUGGAUUCCAUUCCCAGCCUUGUAAGCUGAAAUUCUGUGGUGUAAACUGAUCUCUCUCACACCCGUCAUGAAUUCUGAUCAACAGGCCAGGCGAAGAGAAUUUCUCACAAAGAAGAACAAAUAAGAAUUUACAUUAACUAAAUAAAAAGUUAUUUUACAGAAUAUUUACUAAAUAAUAUGCCACUUCUGGUAUAUGGGUAUAGAUGCUGUCCUGAUAAAAUUUUCAUACACAGUCAAGUCUGAAUCAACAAGGUUUAACUAGCAUUUGAUAAUUUUGCUUUAUUUUGUUAUUAGUGGUUUAACAAUGUUUGUAUUAUCUUUUCAAUUAUUUAAUUGGGUUGAGUGACUCUUUGUUUUCUUUUUGACAAGGUACCAUCCUUUGUUUCUAAUUUCAGGAUUAUCUUGAAUGUUACCAACCUAUUUGAAGGAAAAACAUAUAAUUUACAUUUAUUGUGAUUCAAUUCUAAGAUUGUUUUCCUUGAAUUAAUCCUCAUGAAUUGGUAUGCUGAAUAUUGUAUUUUGAUCCACUGGUUGAUUAAGUUUUCUUUUGGUUUGGUCUAUUAAUUAAAAAAAUAUGAAAUCUCAGAAAUUGCUCCGAACCCAAUGAAAACACAGACACGUAGGUUGCUCCUUUCCCAAAGCCCACAGAGCCAAUGGUAGCCUUAAGGUUAAAACAGAUUCAGUCAGAGAGUGACAGACAGAGUAGCGGUGGAGAAUGAAAGUGGAGAGUGUCCAGGAUUACGGAUGGAUCAGUUCAGUUCAGCCUUGAGUGGUAGUUGAGGAGUUUGAAGUUUAGCUCCUUUAGUUUAGUUUAGCAUUUUAGCUUCAGUUUAGCGUUAGCUUAGCAUUCUUAGUGCAACUCAUUUAACCUUCUUUAAGCAUAUUAAUACUAGCUUUCUUAGUUAAGACAACUACAUCAGUUUUACGAUCUAUGAAGCCACGCAUUAUGCAUACCAAGUUUCAGCUGAGUAGAGACCAUCAGGCUCAACCCAGAAGCCACCAGUCCGGAAGCGACCAGCAAGCCAGCUGAG